CUGCUCAGGGGGGCGAAUCGCUUGUUCUCUUCCGCAGGACGACCUUAAGUAACACUUUGAAAGAUUUUACCCAAAGCAAGACAUUUUACUCGUACAGGUCGUGGUGAGUAUUUUGUUUCCAGACAUUUUUUUCAUUUUUUACCUUCCUUUUUUUCUUUUCUUUUUGGAUUUUUGGAUGUUUUUUUUUCCUGUUUUGCGAGUGGACAGAAUGUGCUGGCCGGCUAGCGAGGUGGCUAGCUGAGCUAAGCUAACGCGAAGACGCUCAUCCCCCCCCCUCCACACACACACACACACACACACACACAAAACACGAACGCUGGUUGUGUUUUUUUCCAUAUUUUUAGACAAUACGACGUUUUGGAUGCAUCUUAGCUACAGUUUCACGUUUUUUUGCAAGUGUGAUUAGCUUUGUUUUUGACGGGGAUUGAUUUGUUUUUGGCCCGCUUCCCUCCUCCAUGCUAACUCGUUAGCUACCAGCGUCAGAGGCUUUUGGUUUUGUAGUCACAGCUUCAUCCUGAUCCGCGUUUUAUUGCAGAUUAUCGACGAAUCUAUUAGGAUUUUGCAGGUUUUGUUUUCUGCAAGCGGGAGAACUGGUCUUGUGCUGUGUUUUUUUUUUUUUUUUUUAUAAAAAGAUUCCCCCUAAAGUUAGCCGAGCCAGCCGGCUGUAGGACACUGAGGCUAGCGCAGGGCCUGUGUUUCACACUAACGCCUCAUGGUGGCGCUGUCCGGGUGUGUUGUGGAUGAAAUUAGUAUAUAUCGUGAGGGGCGAAGGUGAAGGUCGAGACACCAGCCCAAACUGAUCCCAGCUCCACAGUGUCAAACAUCAGACAGACGACAGCCCUGCACACAGACGCUAUGGAGCAUUCACCCACCACCUCCAGCCUGAUGGCCGCCAGCAACGUCACCAACAAGACCGACCCACGUUCCCUAAACUCCCGGGUCUUCAUAGGAAACCUCAACACCCUGCUGGUCACCAAGGCCGACGUGGAGGCCAUCUUCUCCAAAUAUGGUAAAAUUGUAGGCUGCUCCGUCCACAAGGGCUUUGCCUUCGUUCAGUUCGCCAACGAGAGGAACGCCAGAGCUGCAGUGAAUGGGGAGGACGGGAGGAUGAUUGUUGGACAAGUUCUUGACAUCAACCUGGCAGGAGAGCCCAAACCACACCGGUCAAAAACCACCAAACGCUCAGCUGGAGACAUGUACAGCAGUUCCUCAUUUGAGCUCGACUACGACUUUCAGAGAGAUUAUUACGAUAGAAUGUACUCGUACCCGUCCCGUGUUCCCGCUCCCCCUCCCCCUUUGUCUCGGGCCGUGAUCCCCUCCAAGCGUCCGCGGGUCAGCCUGAGCGGGGGGAGCAGCAGGCGGACCAAGAGCAGCUUCACCUCUUCCUCCAAGAGCAGUCAGAGGAAUUCUUCAUCCAGAGCAACAGUGAAAGUGGACCAGCUGCAGACCAUCAAGCGGGAGUUGACCCAAAUCAAAAGCAAGGUGGACGACCUGCUGGACAGUCUGGAGCGCAUGGAGAAGGACCACAGCAAGAAGUCGGGUAGGUUUAAGAGCAUUAAAACGGAGCCAGGAGAGGUGACUUCUCCUCCGCACCCAAGCAACAAGAAGGAUGACGGGAUGAAGAGAGACAGGGAGAGCCAGGAGAUGAACGACUCGGACGAGGACGACGACGAGGAAGACGAAGGUGACCUGCUGGAAGAGGAAGAGGUGAAGAGUCAGGAGAGGGAGGACGAAGACGAUGACGAGGAGGAGGAAGGAGAGCAUGUGGAGGGUGACGACGAUGGCGACAGCAUCAACGGCGAGGACGACUCGUAGGAAGGAAGGAAGGAAGGACCACACGAACGCAUGCAGCGUACACACGGCUCAGUGUAGGAAAUUGGACUCCUGUUUUAACACUCAUGUUGUAGAUACAAGAAGCAAACACACACACACAGAAGCAUGGUGCACACACACUCUGUUGUCCCAUUGUCCCUGAAGCAGAUUAUCUCUUCUUUUUGUUUUUCUUUGUAACUUUGGCCAGUUGUCCAGUAUCGCUGUCAGAGGACGGACUGGCUGUAGGUUUGUGUUUUUAUGCGUCAUUACUGGUCUUUCGAGAGAUGGUGGAAACACGGGACUGUUUGCUGUUCUCAGAGACGACAGCUCGACGGACAUGUCUUAACGCGACGACGGACAUUCAGCUGCAAAAAAGACCGUUUUUAGGCUCAGUGUGUUUGUUUUCCUCAUCGGUGUGUUUGACCUUGUGUGUCCGUAUGUUAUUGUCAGUUUUUUAUACUAUUUGGUUUCAGUUUAACUGUAAAGGAAUAAAUUGCAAUAAAAUAUUAAAAUUGA
Labrus mixtus (cuckoo wrasse) is the source of this 2328-nucleotide messenger RNA. Its product is annotated as heterogeneous nuclear ribonucleoprotein C-like. Lineage: Eukaryota; Metazoa; Chordata; Actinopteri; Labriformes; Labridae. Bases 856 to 1815 code for a protein of 319 amino acids. Gene Ontology annotation, cellular component: nucleus. The transcript is spliced from 9 exons. The record is from RefSeq and is a predicted model, not a curated record. Gene Ontology annotation, molecular function: RNA binding.